AUGAGACACCAGCACAGCCUCACCAUGAGACACCAGCACAGCCUCACCAUGAGACACCAGCACAGCCUCACCAUGAGAACACCAGCAGGAUUCACCAUGAGACACCAGCACAGCCUCACCAUGAGACACCAGCACAGCCUCACCAUGAGACACCAGCCACCUCACCAUGAGACACCAGCACAGCCUCACCAUGAGACACCAGCACAGCCUCACCAUGAGACACCAGCACAGCCUCACCAUGAGACACCAGCAAGCCUCACCAUGAGACACCAGCACAGCCUCACCAUGAGACACCAGAGCCUCACCAUGAGACACCAGCACAGCCUCACCAUGAGACACCAGCACAGCCUCACCAUGAGACACCAGCACAGCCUCACCAUGAGACACCAGCACAGCCUCACCAUGAGACACCAGCACAGCCUCACCAUGAGACACACACACCACCAGCACUCACCAUGA
This is a messenger RNA of Knipowitschia caucasica, 459 nucleotides long. The record is from the annotation of a GenBank genome assembly. NCBI's taxonomy places the organism in Eukaryota, Metazoa, Chordata, Actinopteri, Gobiiformes, Gobiidae.